AUGUCAGGUCAUGACGUGAGCAUCGUCAUCCUCCGUGACUUGCAGAAGCUGCAGAAGAAGUUCCUGACGUGGCGUGAGUUCACAGAGUAUCACGCGAUGGUGCUGUUCCCGCAUGUGCCAAACACCAUUAGCUUCGCUGACGCUUACGCCAUGCACAUCCCCAUUUUUCUUCCCGCCGAGCCAGAGGCAUGGACGUGGGCGUGGUCGCAGUCUGACCCCUAUGCCGGCCCAGGGUUUCCCUUGAAGCAGCAGAGCUCACCAUGGAAUUUCGCUGCUAAGGCCCCUGAUUGGUACAAGAAAGCAGGCGGGGAUAGCAGACAUCCCAAUCCUGCCUUCACGCACCUGGAAGUCAAGUUCCAAAUGACGGACCUGCUUGACCAUGCGUAUUGGUACCAGUACACUGAGUACUACCUCCUGCCACACACACGCACUUUCAGGGGCAUCGCAGAUCUGCUGGUGCAGCUGCGGGGCUACACCAUCGAAGAUGCCCUGGAGGACAGCCGACGAAUCGCUUUGGAGCAGGCAAAGCGGGAGGCGUACGUCAUCUCAUGGAUGUCGGUCGUCAUGGCACAAGCGAUAACUUCCAGCUGA
This is a messenger RNA of Symbiodinium natans, 591 nucleotides long. NCBI's taxonomy places the organism in Eukaryota, Dinophyceae, Suessiales, Symbiodiniaceae. The record is from the annotation of a GenBank genome assembly.